Molecule: messenger RNA, 7164 nt
Organism: Mus caroli (Ryukyu mouse)
Lineage: Eukaryota; Metazoa; Chordata; Mammalia; Rodentia; Muridae
Gene: Setd7
Product: SET domain containing 7, histone lysine methyltransferase
Biological process (GO): regulation of DNA-templated transcription; heterochromatin organization; peptidyl-lysine monomethylation
Cellular component (GO): chromosome; nucleus
Molecular function (GO): protein binding; histone H3K4 monomethyltransferase activity; chromatin binding
Source: RefSeq, a predicted model, not a curated record
GAAAGUUGCAGCGGCAGCAGCACCCCAGAGCCUCCGGGACCGGGGACGAGGGGAGAGGGGGCGGCGGCUGCGGCUGCGGCGGCUGGCGGAGGAAUUGAAAGGACUGUAGGGGGAGGCAGCGCGAGCCGCCCCGACUGCUCCUCCUCUUCCUCCCCCUCCUCCCCCUCCUCCAAACUCGCAGGGCUUAGCUCCAGCGCUCGCUCAGCCACCAGGAGCACCCAGAGGGACGGGAGCCGGCCGCACGGCCCCGGGCUGGGUAGGAUCUCAGCCGCCAUGGAUAGCGACGAUGAGGUGGUGGAGGAAGCCGUGGAAGGGCACCUGGACGAUGACGGGUUACCGCACGGGUUCUGCACUGUCACCUACUCCUCCACGGACAGAUUUGAGGGCAACUUUGUGCAUGGAGAAAAGAAUGGACGUGGGAAAUUCUUCUUCUUUGACGGCAGCACCCUGGAGGGAUUUUACGUGGACGACGCCCUGCAGGGCCAGGGCGUUUACACCUAUGAGGACGGAGGUGUUCUCCAAGGCACCUAUGUGGAUGGAGAGCUGAACGGACCGGCCCAGGAGUACGACUCCGACGGGAGGCUGAUCUUCAAGGGGCAGUACAAAGACAACAAUCGACAUGGAGUGUGUUGGAUCCAUUACCCAGAUGGAGGCAGCCUCGUCGGGGAAGUCAAUGAAGAUGGGGAGAUGACGGGAGAAAAGAUCGCCUAUGUGUACCCUGACCAGAGGACUGCGCUCUAUGGGAAGUUCAUUGAUGGAGAGAUGCUUGAAGGGAAACUGGCCACCCUCAUGGCCACCGAAGAAGGGAGGCCACACUUUGAAGUGACAUCGGGAAGUUCCGUGUACCACUUUGAUAAAUCGACUUCCUCCUGCAUCUCCAGCGAUGCCCUCCUUCCAGACCCUUAUGAGUCUGAGAGGGUUUAUGUUGCCGACUCUCUCAUCUCCAGUGCUGGAGAAGGGCUGUUUUCCAAGGUAGCAGUGGGACCCAAUACUGUUAUGUCGUUUUAUAAUGGAGUCCGAAUUACACACCAAGAGGUUGACAGCAGGGAUUGGGCCCUAAAUGGGAACACUCUCUCCCUGGACGAGGAGACAGUCAUUGAUGUGCCCGAGCCCUACAACCACGUGUCCAAGUACUGUGCCUCCUUGGGACACAAGGCCAAUCACUCCUUCACUCCGAACUGCGUCUAUGACCUGUUUGUCCACCCCCGUUUCGGGCCGAUCAAGUGCAUCCGCACCCUGCGAGCUGUGGAGGCCGAGGAAGAGCUGACCGUUGCCUACGGCUAUGACCACAGCCCCCCGGGGAAGAGUGGGCCCGAAGCCCCCGAGUGGUAUCAGGUGGAGCUGAAGGCCUUCCAGGCCACCCAGCAGAAGUGAAAGGCUUGACCCUGGGUCCCAGAGACCUGGAGUAGAAACUUGGAUCUAUGCACUACAUUUAUCUGACAACGGGACAACCAGGGACUAUUCAUGCCAUGACAUCACAUCCUCUCUCUCUCUCUCUCUCUCUCUCUCGCAUACUAACUAGGUUUGACUGUAUUACUCGUAUCAGAUUUAAAAUUAGCUAGCCUUGCCACAACGCCCUACUGAGAGGUACUGUCGAACUGUAGACAGCAUGAUGUUCUUUGAUGGUGAAAGUCUAAAUCUGGACCGUGUUCAGAGAUACCAAAUGAUGAGGCUGAAAAAGGGAAACGGGGUUCUUCAGUCUCUUUUUCUUUUUGUUUUUUUCCAUGAUGUUUUCUCUAUGGCCAGUGCAAAUGGUGUUGUCACCCUUGCAUGUUGCCAACCGCAGGGCAGGAAGCAAUUACGUCUUUAUAUACACGUAGGGUCACUUGCCUUUUAACCUUUGAUCUGUAUCUCUUGCAAUAGAAUGGCUUUGUUUUCGUUGUUCCUCUCCUAGUGAACUGAAGCCCAGUCUUUUGAGUAAUUUCUUUAGCUUCACUAUACUAGCUAUACUUUACAAGAGAAAGCUUCCAAACGGAGUUUGCAUUCGUAGCGGCGUACAGGUCUCUCUGGUCCUUUCUCUGCCAUUUCACUCUUAUGUCCUGAUAUGAGGUCCUGGCUCCUCGGGCCAGACUGUUAUUUAUAGACUUGCUAGUCUUGCAUGUAAACAAGGAAAUCUUUGCUUUCAGAUUUGAGAAGAAGUGGAUUUACCUUGUUUGCAUCAAGUUAUGGAAGGGUUGUAAGAUACACUUUCAGGAAGAAGAGAGGGGAAUUAUUUCUAAGCAGUUGUUAUGGCAACUUUGCAGUAUCUCCAGUAGUGUUGCUAAUUUUUUUUUUCUUCUUGGGUACACAUUAAUUGUACAUAACCUAGUGCAGUCUGGCUUGUGACACACGCAGCUCAUUGAAUUCAAACACCAUAGCCAGUGUGCCAUCUAAGGCAGAAUGCAAAAUUCUCUUUGAAAUCAGUGUCACAAAGGCAGACGUGCUGACAUCACUAGGUACAAAUCAGAUCUCUAGCUAAAGCUUCUCUCGGCACAGCGAUUUCACAGCACUUAGCUGCUUCCAAGAGCUCACACCUGCGCGGUUAAUCCCGCUAGCAUCUCAGCCUCCUCAAGCCAUAUGUAACCACAACUGCAGAAGUACAGAGAAAAGCCCAUUAUUUUAGUUUAGCACAUUAGAUCUGUAAUGUAACUGGAUCGCUCUGAAUGAAUGCCGAGUUUGGGGAACACCUCCCUCCCCCAAGGCGUCCAUCACCGAGAAGGCCUGGGAACAACAGUUGCUGAAGCCUGUAGCCAUCCACAGUGCUACCUGUGGCCUGUGUCGGUUUAGGCUUAAAAGCUAAAGCUUUCCAAACUGCAAUAGAGGGCUCUGGGAAAGGGGAGAGAUGCUUGAAAGUAGGUGGAAACGGAGAGAGGAGACAGGUAGAGAGCUGUUUGAUAUUCUGUGGUCAGUUGCAUCUUGGUCUUCACAACUUUCAGGAGUGCUUUAUCUGGGGCUGUGACACAGCUUUUCCAUCAAGAGCCCCAGGUGGAGAACUCAGCCCUCAGUUGUGAUAGCCACCCCUGGGCUCUUUCACAAGCUUCCUGACAUAUCUACCGGCAGGCUCGGCACCCAGGCGAGUUCCCUCGGGAGAAACGUCCUCUGGGCUUUCGAGGAGCCUCCUGCAAAGAGGACUGAAUAGUUUUCAGACUACAACUCAGCAGGAUGGGAUGGCUUCUAUUCUGUAGAAAGACACCAUUCAGUAAACUCUGACAGGAGGCUGAGUCUGUGGGUUCAAAUUCUGAGAGGAGCUUCUCUGUAAAUGUGUCCAAAGAGAGUUGGCUGCUUUGGGGAGAAAGAUGGCUGAAAUUCGGUGACCAGAUGAGACGGAGGACGAGAAAGCAGGUCCCACCUCCAAUCGCCCGGGCUCACAGGAUUUCACACCUGGGGAUGGAAACUUAGCCUCAGUUGCUGUAGGGGCUCAACUUCUAUCCUAAAGGGCUACUCUAGCAAUCUCAUCCAAAUGGGACUCAAAAACAAUUUUGGGGGGCUUGAGGGCCAGUAAAACCAUUUAGCAGGUAAAGGUGCUGUUGGCAAGUCGAUGGCCUGAGUUAAGCUUUAGGACAUAUAUAGUAGGAGAGAAACAACUCCUGAAGGCUAGCCUCUGACCACACCCAGCAUGGCACGUACCCGCCCCUCCACACACACACACAUAUGGCUGGGAAAUCGAUCUACUUUUCCCAUCCCACAGUGGAGGAAGACACACUGGACUUCAAACCCAGCAGCAAUGUAUCGGUGACCCUUAGACAAAUCGCAGGAAGCAAAUCCUCAGAGCCGAGCCUCCCUGUCUCCCCUCGCCCUGUGUUCCCGGUGCCUUUCAGCUCCUUUUCUUCUGCUGUGUGAGAAGCCUGGGUGUGUGUGUGCAGAAUGACAGCCCAGCCGAUUGCUCCACCUCUUUCCUUAUGUCUUAAGUCCCUCUUCUCUCUUGCUGGACUCUGUGCCUUUCCCUGACUGUGACCCAUUCCAGUCACUGCCCCUGCCUCUGCCUUCUCCAUCCCUCUCCCUCCCCUCCCCCUUCCCUUGCUUUCCCUUCCCCCUUCCUACUCCUACCCCUCCCUCUUCCUCUCUCCAAAAUACCAAGCAUCAUCAUAGGUUGCAACUGUUAAAGAGGCCAGAAGGUCACUAUGGAGAAGAGAAGAAGACCGCAUAGGCGCUGCAUAGAGAAUUAGCUGCUGAGGGAGGUUGGGGUUUGCGCCUUGCUUGAACCAAAACGAAAAAGCCUCCGAACGUGCCUUCUACUGUAGAAGGAAAUAGGAAGCCGACAAGUCUGGUCUUCUCUCAGGAUCAUAAUCACAAACAGUCAUGAUUGAGAUUCUAUGUGGUAGAGAAGAAAAAGAACUGUCUGCUGUCUUCCUAACAGCUGGCGCUUGUCAGCCUGGGUCUCGAGGGGCCUCAUUCAGAGCUGUCUCAGUCCAACCCUGCAUGACUUGAUCCAUCUUUAGCAUCUUUUCUAUGAUGAACUAUGAUUACCUUGUGUUAGAGUUAGGAGUAGAAACUAAUCCACGGAGCAUGUCCCCCUAACGGGGGCAUACGCUGGAACUAACAAAAGCAAAAGAAAGAACUGAAAUUAGGACACAAAAGAACGAUAAGGUUACAGAGUAACAGGCGGAAGACUUGAGUUUCUUAGUACAGAUUCUUAUUUUAACCCUCUCAAUCCCUGAUCUCUCCAGCUACUAAAAAGGAAACUUUGUUUUUGUCAAGGCCUCUUUGAACCUGACUGGGACUAGAGUUCAGCCUUAUUCCCCUUUGGGAAUUCAUCAGACUUGAAAAAAUAUUUCCUUAUCACCAACCCUCACACACACACACACACACACACACACAGAGGCCAACAAGGCCAUGUAAUCAUUUACAACAUUUAAUUGUGACAAUUAAAGUUGCGUUGAGCUGCAGAUAUAGCUCAAAGUCCAACAUCUGCCUAGCAGCUAGAGGCCCUGGCUUACGUCCCUAGUACCUGGGGGUGGAAGGGUCAAUUGUGAACACUUGAAUUAAAAGGUUGUCUUAGUGAGACAGUAUGUGACACUUUUAUUAAUUUCACUUACUUGGUUUAAGAAAAAAAUCUAAAUUUCUCACUGCAAAAUGCACUUAAACAUUUUCCAAGAAGGUCAAGAAUUCUAGGCUUUGGUUAUUCUCAAAACAGCCACCUCAAAUUCUGUUUUCAAAGUGGUGAUUUAGAAUCCAGACAUCUUUUAUUUUAGACAAACAAGCAAAACUAUGUUGCAAGAUGGAUAGUCGCAAUGUUUCUUUGCUGCAGAUCAAAGGUUCACAAAUAUCUUCAAUUUACAGGUACGGGGAGGUACCUUGCUAGAUUCCCGCUGUGAGGCUUGGAUUGCUGCAGCGGGACAGCGGGGCUUGGACUGCUUUCCCUUCUAAAUUUUUAAGCUUUGGUGUCAGGGUUUUUUGGGUUUGGGUUUUAGUUUUGGAGGGUUGUUUUUGGUUUCUGGGUUGUUUUUGGUUUUGGUUUGGUUUUGCCGGGGUUGGGGAGGGGAGGGCAGGGGCGGUGAUUUUUGUUUUCAAAAAGACUCAAUUUUGUAAGUUUUAUUUUGCCAAACAUGUGCAUACAUAUUCAAAGCAAUGAAACUAUUUCAAGCCAUAAAGCCGCAGGGGUGGAGCCCUUUCCACAAAUUUUAAUGUGUUUGUAUGUAAAUAGCUGUUUGUAUGAAAUAUUUUCAUGGUAGAAUGAAUAUAUUUAAAUGAAGUUGAAUUAUUCCAGUGCUAUUUAAACACAUGACAAAAAUUUUUGGUGAGAAUUAUCUGAGUCUAUUGAGAUAUAAUGCAGAUCAAUUUUCAUUUUUAGAAAUCAAAAAGCCUACAAACCGCUCUGACUGAUGACCACCUCCUGGUGGGGUGGCGUCCGAUGUGAGGUAGGCUUCCCCAGUGCCUCAGCCGCUUUCUGGUGGUAAGUUCGGUGCUAAAGGAGACGUGUUUACCUUUUAGUGAUUCCCGCAGGCCUCUGAGGGGCCUGAGAGCGAAUCGAGGCGUUAGAGACACCGGUGCAGUUAUACGAGCACAAUUAUUUUUGCAGGGCAGCAGAAUCAGAAGCCAGACUUGUAAACCUCGGAGCUGGGAUUCCCGGCUACCUUCACUCGCCACCCCUAACUGCCUAGUCACGAUGUCAGGGAAGCUACCCUCAGUGGAGUUGGGGUCUGGACCCCGGGGUGGGACUUCACAGAUUUACCAAUGCUUUUUGCCUUCUGACCUCCCUCUCCUCGAGGGAGGAGGUGGGCAGCCGCUGGCAGGGGCCAUCCUCAGCGCAGUCCUUAUCCCGUCUCAGCUCUGGAAGACUAUGCAUCUAAGCACCCAACUUCAGCCAGAGAGGGAGACUUCCGCGGAUAAUGGAAACCCUUGAUUCCUGUCUGUGACUUUACACGCAGUUGUUAAAUGUCAUUUUAAUAUGAAGACCAUUCAUGAACCUAAUACCUCCCAACUCUUCCGACUCUUGAGUUACUGGAAAGAAAAAAACAAAACAAACAAACAAAAAAAUCCUUUACAAAAUGAUAUUUCACUUGAGUGCGUUCCCCAACCCACCUUUGGCCCUGGGUAUAACGAAACAAUAAUCUGACAAAUUUCACUGUGUACGCUAGCAAUAUGAACACUGAGCCAGUGCCCCCUUACCUACCUACUUGGUUACUAUAAUUAUUCUUGAUGCUACAGGGACUAUGUACGUCACACCUGGUGGUUGCAUAAGAGAGUUAUGAAGUUAUGUCCACGAUUCUUGGCUCCUUUCUUCAAAUGUUUUUUUUUUUUUUCCUCUUGGUUUUUCUAUGUUCUCUUUCUAUCCUAAGAGGCAUUUUCUUGGGUUGUGAGGAACAUUUAUGGAGUGGAAGCCAGGGGGUUAUGCUUUCGGCCUUGAUUGUAACCAAAAGUCAACCCAUCACAGUUAAAAAGAAAAAAAAAACAUCUUUGGUCUUUUGUGGAAUUUGAACUAAAUCUAUGAGCCUUAUUCAAUAUAUAAUUCUAUGAUUUUUUUUAAUUACGGGAAAUCAAUGGAAGAUGUUUACAUGAGUAAUGUUUGCCCUUACUGUGUUAUGAAUGAAUUUUUUGUAGUGUGUCUGGGCGCAUGUGCAAGAAAGUAGGAAAAAUGUUUCUGAAACAAAACUUGACAAAUAUUUGUAAUGAAAAGUAAACUUAAAGAUUGCUAUAAUUGCGCUAUAGAAGCAAUGCAAGUAUUAAACAAAAUAUACAAUCUCC